This is a messenger RNA of Dentiscutata heterogama, 212 nucleotides long. Lineage: Eukaryota; Fungi; Glomeromycota; Glomeromycetes; Diversisporales; Gigasporaceae. The record is from the annotation of a GenBank genome assembly.
CGCCAAUCUUUCGUCAAAUUGAUCAAAUUGAUCAUAUUGAUCAAAUGUUGUCAAAUAUUGACGCUUGGUUGUCAUUGUGUACUUUGAGACUUGAUCCAGAUCCACCAAGUUUCUCCGUUGUUCUUAACAAAUAUGUAUUACAACUGCCGAAACAUAAAACAGAUCAACGUAUUAGUAUUUUCAUUUUUUCUGAAACAACAGCACAACAUUAA